AAGAAAAACAAAGCCUGCAUCACAAUAAGACAAAUACGCAGCAGACGAGAAAUCUUUAAUUUUGUCUUCGCAGUAUUAUGAUGAAAAUAAAUGUCAUAAAAACCGUAUAAAAGUGAAUUUAAGAGAGAAUAUUUUAAUUUUUUAAACACGAAUAUUCGUGAUCAAUAUUCUUUUGAAGUGAAAGAAAGGAGUGCCGCUUGUGAAAUUGUAUAAAAGGAAGCUUUAAAAAUAGCAGAGAUAACAAUUUGCUAAAGUGGAUUGAGAAAUAAUUUGCAAGAGAAAACAAAUUUUUCAUUUCUAUAAAAACUCCUCUUCAAUAUUUAUUAAAUUGAAUUCAAUAUUCAAUAAAGGAUAAUAAUAAAUAUUCAAUAAAGGAACAUUUUUCAACAACAGGGGAGAAUAUGGCGCCAAAAGAAGGAAAAUAUCAAAAUGAACGGAAUGAAAAUUUGGAUGAAUAUUUCAAAGCUGUUGGAGUUCCUUAUCUUCUGAGAAAAAUGAUACUGACUUCAAGACCAACACUAGAAGUAAUAAAGCAAGACGAAGACAAUAAAUGGACGAUUAAAACUAUUUCUUUAUUACGCACCGCGGAACUUAGUUUUACUUUAGGAGAGGAAUUCAUCGAAAAUAUGCCGACAGGCCUUACUAUAAAAAAUGUGGCAAAAAUUGAAGACGACAGUAUUGUCAUUUCUUCAUUAGGACCAAAUGGUGAAAAGACUGAACGCAAAUACGAGUUUAAGGAAGACGAAGUUAUUUUCAGCAUGACACAUGAGCAGAGUGGUCAGGUUGCAAAACGUUACUUCAAGAAGAUUCCAUAAUACCGCAUAAAACAAGAAUAUACCACUUUUCAUAGCUAUAUUAUUCUAACCAUAUUUUGUAAAUAAAAUUGUUACGCUCACCGCU
Molecule: messenger RNA, 900 nt
Organism: Leptopilina heterotoma
Lineage: Eukaryota; Metazoa; Arthropoda; Insecta; Hymenoptera; Figitidae
Product: sodium/calcium exchanger regulatory protein 1-like
Exons: 5
Coding region: 402-815 (137 amino acids)
Biological process (GO): fatty acid transport
Cellular component (GO): cytosol; nucleus
Molecular function (GO): fatty acid binding
Source: RefSeq, a predicted model, not a curated record